AUGACUUCCGAGGAUAAAGACCAUAGGCCGAAGCCCAGCAGCCUGCGUUCCAUCAUCGCAGGCUCGACUGCGGGAGCAGUCGAGAUUGCAAUAACUUAUCCAGCAGAGUUUGCGAAGACACGAUCGCAGCUCAACCGCCGGCUACCUGACGCCAAAAAGCUUCCAUGGCCACCCUUCGGUGGGCAAUGGUAUGCAGGGUGCACGACUCUCAUCAUCGGAAAUUCCCUCAAGGCUGGCAUCCGAUUUGUUGCCUUCGACACCUUCAAGUCUCUUCUCCAGGAUGAGAAUGGGAAGAUUUCCGGGCCAAAAACUGUCAUUGCCGGCUUCGGAGCCGGUUUCACAGAGUCCCUUCUGGCAGUGACUCCGUUCGAAAGCAUCAAGACACAAAUAAUUGACGAUAGAAAGUCGCCAAACCCGCGUAUGCAUGGUUUCUUGCAUGGUACCAAGCUCAUAUACCAGGAAAGGGGCAUUCGGGGCUUUUUCCAAGGGUUUGUUCCAACAACAGCGAGACAGGCAGCCAACUCAGCGACCAGGUUCUCAAGCUACACAAUGUUAAAACAGUUUGCUCAAGGCUACGUUGCGCCGGGAGAAAAGUUGGGGACGGCAAGCACCUUCGCUCUUGGAGGCAUAGCAGGCCUCAUCACUGUCUAUGUCACACAACCUCUCGAUACUGUCAAGACAAGAAUGCAAUCGCUGGAAGCCAGUAAAAACUACAAAAACAGCUUCGUCUGCGCAGCGAGAAUAUUUAAGGAUGAAGGUAUACUUACAUUUUGGUCGGGAGCAGUACCCCGUCUCGCGAGAUUGAUCCUGAGUGGAGGAAUAGUGUUCACAAUGUACGAGAAGACCAUGGAGACGCUCGACAGCAUUGACCCGCAGAGGAAGUACAUUUGA
Molecule: messenger RNA, 891 nt
Organism: Aspergillus clavatus NRRL 1
Lineage: Eukaryota; Fungi; Ascomycota; Eurotiomycetes; Eurotiales; Aspergillaceae
Product: putative mitochondrial tricarboxylate transporter (Ctp)
Exons: 9
Coding region: 1-891 (296 amino acids)
Biological process (GO): mitochondrial citrate transmembrane transport
Source: RefSeq, a predicted model, not a curated record